AUGAAAUUUAUUGAUAUUGGUGUUAACUUAACAGACCCUAUGUUCAUAGGUCAAUAUAAUAAUAAUGGUAAACAAUAUCAUGAAGCAGAUUUAAAACAAGUUUUAGAGAGAGCAUGGUCAAUUGGAAUGGAAAAAAUUAUUAUUACUUCAGGAAGAUUAAGUGAAGUUAAAGAAUCAUUAGAAUUAAUUAAAACUUAUAGUGAAGAAAACAACAACAACAAUAAAAAUAGACUAUUUACAACAAUUGGUGUACAUCCAACAAGGUGUUCACAAGAAUUAAUUAAUACCACUAAUGGUAAUGAUGAAAUCAAAAAAGAAUAUAUUGAAGAAUUAUUAACAAUUUAUAAUGAAAAUAAAGAAAAGAUAAUUGCAAUUGGUGAAUUUGGUUUAGAUUAUGAUAGAUUGGAAUUUUGUUCAAAAGAAAUUCAAUUGAAAUGUUUUGAAUAUCAAUUUCAAUUAUCAGAGAGAACAGAAUUACCUUUGUUUUUACAUCUUCGAGGUGCGGCUGAAAGUGGUGCAUGUUCAGAUUUCAUUGAUAUCAUUAAAAGAAAUAGAAGUAGAUUCACUGUUGGUGUAGUUCAUUCUUUUACUGGUACUUUGGAUGAAUUAAAUAAACUAUUGGAAUUGGAUGAUGGCAUUUAUAUUGGUGUAAAUGGUUGUUCUUUAAAAACUCAAGAGAAUUUAGAUGUAGUUUCAAAAAUUCCAAUCAAUAGAUUAAUGAUUGAAACUGAUGCACCUUGGUGUGAUAUUCGUAAAACUCAUUCAAGUUUUAAAUAUAUUAAAACCAAUUUUCCAACUUUAAAAAGAGAUAAAUUUAAAUUAGGUUCUUGUGUUCAAAAUAGAAAUGAACCAUGUAAUAUUAUAAAUGUUUUAGAAGUUAUUUCUGGUUUAAAUGGUGGGAAUAUGGAAGAAAUAUCAGAUCAGAUUUAUAAAAAUACUAUAAAAGUGUUUUUUCCAGAUCUGGAAAAUAAAUAA
Dictyostelium discoideum AX4 is the source of this 975-nucleotide messenger RNA. RefSeq lists its product as hypothetical. The record is from RefSeq and is a predicted model, not a curated record. Gene Ontology annotation, molecular function: hydrolase activity, acting on ester bonds. The transcript is spliced from 2 exons. NCBI's taxonomy places the organism in Eukaryota, Evosea, Eumycetozoa, Dictyosteliales, Dictyosteliaceae. The coding region runs from base 1 to 975 and encodes 324 amino acids.